Messenger RNA from Coffea eugenioides, 2317 nucleotides. Its product is annotated as UDP-glucose 6-dehydrogenase 5. Gene Ontology annotation, cellular component: cytosol; nucleus. The transcript is spliced from 3 exons. Gene Ontology annotation, molecular function: NAD binding; UDP-glucose 6-dehydrogenase activity. The coding region runs from base 561 to 2003 and encodes 480 amino acids. The record is from RefSeq and is a predicted model, not a curated record. Gene Ontology annotation, biological process: glycosaminoglycan biosynthetic process. Lineage: Eukaryota; Viridiplantae; Streptophyta; Magnoliopsida; Gentianales; Rubiaceae.
GUUUCCAGUUGCCAAAUUCCACUAGCACUAGCGUUGAAUAGUCUGAAAAGUUCGAUGGUGUAUCGAUUCUAGACUCUGUUUCUUCCUUCCUUGGUAGGGAGGGCCAACCGGCCAAGUAUCUAUACUUCUAUAGUCCGAGUACAGAUAGGGAUGCUGGCCUUUGCUGAUAGACUACACCCCUACAGCCUGUACCAAUCCCUCAUCAAUGAUCCCACCUGUUGCUCUGUUAGUUAUCGGGAAUAAGAAGUCCUUUCCUCCGUUACAAUAUCGAAUAGCAGCCUGCUCCAUUUUCCACUCCUCUCUCCUUUUGAUUCCGUAUAAAUAGGAUUCCCUAUGGUUGAUAAUUCUUCCUCGCUCUUCAUUUCCCUCAUUCCGCGUCCCGCGGCUUAACUAGAAACAAAAAAAAGAUCUUUCGUCUCUUUCAUACUCGCCCAGAUCUCUUCCUCUUUCUAGUCAUCUCUUACCAACCCAAUCAAAGGUAUUUCCCCCCCUUUCUUCAUCCGAGUGACCAUCUAAUUGUCACGUAAAGGGUUGAUAAGGUAUUUGGAGAAUCAAAGAAGAUGGUCAAAAUUUGCUGCAUUGGAGCCGGCUAUGUCGGAGGGCCCACAAUGGCUGUGAUUGCUCUCAAGUGCCCGUCAAUUGAAGUUGCUGUGGUUGACAUCUCUCAACCAAGAAUCAGUGCUUGGAAUAGUGACCAUCUCCCAAUUUAUGAACCAGGUCUCGAUGAUGUCGUGAAGCAGUGCAGAGGGAAAAACCUCUUCUUUAGUAAUGACGUGGAGAAACAUGUUGCUGAGGCUGAUAUUGUCUUUGUCUCAGUUAACACCCCAACCAAGAGUCAAGGUCUUGGAGCUGGAAAAGCUGCCGAUCUCACCUACUGGGAAAGUGCUGCUCGUAUGAUUGCUGAUGUGUCAAAGUCAGCAAAGAUUGUGGUUGAGAAAUCAACUGUUCCUGUCAAAACUGCUGAGGCCAUAGAAAAGAUUUUGACUCAUAACAGUAAAGGCAUCAACUUCCAGAUCCUUUCCAACCCCGAAUUUCUUGCCGAGGGAACUGCAAUACAAGACCUUUUUAAUCCUGACCGAGUCCUCAUUGGAGGUCGAGAGACCCCAGAAGGGCUUAAGGCUGUUCAAACACUGAAAGAAGUUUAUGCACAUUGGGUCCCUGAAGAACGGAUUAUUUGUUCAAAUCUGUGGUCUGCAGAGCUGUCCAAGCUUGCAGCUAAUGCUUUCCUGGCACAGAGAAUUUCUUCAGUUAAUGCCAUGUCAGCUCUGUGUGAGGCGACUGGUGCAGACGUCAGCCAAGUAUCACAUGCUGUUGGAAAGGAUACAAGAAUUGGUCCCAAGUUUCUCAAUGCCAGUGUGGGAUUUGGUGGUUCUUGCUUCCAGAAAGAUAUUUUGAACCUGGUGUAUAUUUGUGAGUGCAAUGGUCUUCCUGAGGUGGCCAAUUACUGGAAGCACGUAAUUAAGAUCAAUGACUAUCAGAAGGCCCGAUUUGUCAACAGGAUAGUUUCGUCAAUGUUCAAUACUGUUUCAGGAAAGAAGAUUGGAAUCUUAGGUUUUGCUUUUAAAAAAGAUACAGGAGAUACUCGGGAGACGCCUGCAAUUGAUGUCUGUAGAGGCCUAUUGGUGGACAAGGCUCAACUGAGCAUUUAUGAUCCUCAAGUAUCUCAAGAUCAGAUCCAGAAGGAUCUUACCAUGGUGAAGUUUGAUUGGGAGCAUCCUGUCCUGCUUAAACCUGCCAGUCCUACUGCUCUCAAACAAGUUUCCUUUGCUUGGGAUGCAUAUGAAGCAUCCAAAGAUGCUCAUGGAAUUUGCUUUCUAACUGAGUGGGAUGAGUUCAAAACACUUGAUUUCCAGAAGAUAUACGAUAACAUGCAGAAACCUGCCUUUGUAUUUGAUGGUCGGAAUGUUGUAAAUCCAGAUAAGUUGCGACAAAUUGGAUUCAUUGUUUACUCCAUUGGCAAGCCAUUGGACCAAUGGCUAAAAGAUAUGCCUGCUGUACUGUAAAAGGUAUCUCUUUUGGAGUAUCCUUUUAUUGGUGUUACUUCCUGCAGCGAUUUACGAGGAUAUGAUGGCAUAGUAGUAUGUUGGUAGCGGUAGUGUGUUUAGUCUUUUUUAUAUAUAAAAUAAAAAAUAGAGGCCUGAAGCUUCUUUUCUGUUGCUCCUUUUUGGCGAAUAACUAUUUAGACUUCAUAGGGUGCCUUUCUUGUAAUGAGAUCUUUUAACAUUUGCCGAGAUUGGAAAUUUAGAAGUUUCUCUUCUUCUCAUUAGCUACCAAGCAUGAAUCAAACGCUACCCAGGUUAAUGACAUUUUUCUAGUA